Messenger RNA from Schistosoma curassoni, 1007 nucleotides. Lineage: Eukaryota; Metazoa; Platyhelminthes; Trematoda; Strigeidida; Schistosomatidae. The record is from the annotation of a GenBank genome assembly.
AUGAGUUUAAUUCUUCUCUAUCUAUAUUUCUAUUCUUUCAUUAUUAUUUUAGAUAUAACUGGUCUUUCAUAUUUCACUAAUUUAGAAAUUAUACAUGAUCAAUUAAAUCGAAUAUUUGAUUGUUUUCAAUAUUCUAAAUGGAAUAAACAAUUAACUUAUAUUCUAUUAGAUCAAUUCCUUUUAGAAUUAUUUCCGGAACUUCAUUUAAAUAAUACAAAUAAUAAUGAUGAGAUGAAUACUAAUACUUCUCAUACUACUACUAAUACUACUCAUACUACUAAUAAUACUAACACUAAUGCUACUACUACUACUACUACUACUACUACUACUACUACUACUACUAAUGAUAAUAGUGAUAUGAUGCUUAGAGUAUGAAUUAGCUUCUCAUGAUUAUUAUCUCUUAUACUACACAUAUGAAAUAUUAUUGUACAGAAAUUAUAUUUGUGUAAAAUUCAUUUUGUUUACUUUGAGAUUAUUAUUAUUAUUAUGUCAUUGUUUUUAUGUGAAUUGUCACACGCGCACACACACACACGUACACACGGCAAUGUACCCCCCUCCCUCUAUAAAUAUAUACUUAGAUACACAACUGUAUAUGAAUUGUCAUAUUAUGGAAUAGUUAUAUUAUCAUUUGAAUUAUAUUUUUAUUGUCCUUUACUGUAUACUGUUUGUUUGUUGUUGUUGUUGUUGCUGCUGCUGUUGCUUCUGCUGUUGUUAUACAUCAGUUGCUUGUUUCAUUCAGUUGUUGUGAUAAAAAAAAGAAAAGAACGAGAGAAAGAAAGAAAAGGAAAACAAUUAUACCCUUACAUAAUCAUAUUAUUAUCACUACAGAGCAUGUUUAAUGUAAUAUAAAGAUAAACAGAUAUGUAUAUUGAUAUGAAUCUAAUUUCAUUGAAAUUAAUCUCAAUGUAGAAUUAGUAAUAAAACAUUGAUAUAACACUUUGUUAUUAUAUUCAUUAUGUUAUUUAUGGUUUGUUUACUUGUGUACACAUAUACAUACUACAUACUCU